Molecule: messenger RNA, 2008 nt
Organism: Pseudomassariella vexata
Lineage: Eukaryota; Fungi; Ascomycota; Sordariomycetes; Amphisphaeriales; Pseudomassariaceae
Product: quinate permease
Exons: 7
Coding region: 293-2008 (571 amino acids)
Biological process (GO): carbohydrate transport; transmembrane transport
Cellular component (GO): membrane
Molecular function (GO): carbohydrate:proton symporter activity
Source: RefSeq, a predicted model, not a curated record
CUCCAGAAGACCGACCAUUGAGAGAGAGACUGCUGGAAACCCAGUCGUCACAAUAACCAGGUUUCUUCCAUACCUGUCGCUCAUGCCGGACAACGGAGCCGCCUAUCGGCUCCACCUCACCCAUGAAAAUGUCGAAGAGCUAGACCACAGCCGGCCAGCCCCGAGUCGCUCAUGGGCCGCGCGGGGGAGCUCCAUAUAUAUAAGCAUAGAAUGUGCCGCACACGAUCAUGCAUCGUGUGCUCUACCAAUCUAUCAUAAUUACACUGCGUGAAUCGACGCAAACUUGGAGAAGAUGAAAGAGUCGGUGCACCAAGCGGAGCAAACCCAGCCCAAGGGCUACGUCGAGCACGUCGAGCCCAUCACGGCCGAAUGGCGCGUCGACGAGGCCGUCAAAACGAGAUGGUCGUCCAUCACUUCCAAUCCCAAGAUUAUGCUUAUAGCCCUGUUUGCGUCCUUCGGCGGUUUCGAAUACGGCUACCAACAAGGCAUCCUCUCUCAGUCCCUCGUCAUGUACCGCUUCACCACCAACUUCCCCACUGUCGUCUCCUCCAGCAGUGCCACCGGCUGGCUCACCUCGAUCCUCCAACUAGGCGGCAUCGUCGGGUCGCUCUCGGCGGGUCUCCUAGGCGAGAUGUUCUCCCGCAAAUACACCAUGUUCAGCGCCUGCUGCUGGACCAUUCUCGGCAGCUACCUGUACGUCGGUGCCGCCCCUGGAAACCCCGCUUUGCUGUACGCGGGUCGCUUCUUCACGGGUUUGGGGGUGGGAACGUUCAGUGGUGUUGGCCCGUUGUAUAAUGCGGAGAUUUCGGCGCCUGAGACGAGGGGGUUUAUCGUUAGUUUUUAUCAGUUUGCCACCAUUUUGGGCAUUAUGUUGAGUUUUUGGAUUGGGUACGGGAGUAACUAUAUUGGAGGCACCGGGGAGGCACAGUCGGAUUUGGCGUGGAGGCUGCCGUCCAUCAUUCAGGGGAUCCCGUCGGUGUUGCUGGCUGUUGGUAUCUGGUGGAUGCCGUUCUCGCCUCGGUGGCUGGUUAAGGUCGGGAAGUACGAGAAAGCUAGGGAGACGCUGGCUUGGCUGCGGAAGAAGGAUAUUGACGAUGAGUUGAUUGAGCUUGAGUUUUUGGAGAUCAAGGCCGAGGCUCUGUUUGAGCAGAGGGUGUUCGAAAAGAACUUUCCCAAGCUUGCUGCGCAGGAGAAGAAGAGUGUCCUUAUCCGGGAACUGUCGGGAUAUGUCCACCUCUUCAGGUCCUGGGAUAAUUUCAAGCGGGUGUCCACCGCAUGGCUGGUCAUGUUCUGGCAGCAAUGGAGUGGUAUUGAUGCUAUCAUCUACUACGCGUCCAACGUCUUCCAGAGCUACGGUUUCUCGGAAGGAACAAUUGCCCUCCUGGCAACUGGAGUGACCGGCUCUGUGUUCAUGAUCAGCACCCUCCCUGCCAUGUUCCUCAUUGAUCGCCUGGGACGUAAGCACAUGCUCAUGUCUGGAUCCAUCGUCAUGUUCAUCUCCAUGGUCACUGUCGGAAUCAUCGUCGCCAAAUUCCGCCACGACUGGCCCCACCACCGUGAUGCCGGCUGGGCUGCCGUUGUGCUCAUCUGGAUAUACAUCGCCGGAUUCGGUUACGGAUGGGGCCCUGCAAGUUGGGUCCUCGUCUCUGAAGUCUUCCCCCUCUCCAUCCGUGCUCGUGGCGCGUCAAUAGGCGCCUCGAGCAACUGGCUCAACAAUUUCGCUAUUGCCUUCCUAGUCCCCAAACUCUUCGACGUCUGGGCCUGGGGUACCUACAUCUUCUUUGCCGUUUUCCUUUUCGGCGGAUUUAUGUGGGUCUGGCUUGUUCUUCCGGAAACCAAGAACGCUACGCUCGAGGACAUGGACCGUGUGUUCGGGUCCAAGACCGGUGCUGAGGAUUUGGUUAUGCUGGCUCAGGCACAAAGGGAUGUGGGAUUGUUGGAUUAUCUAGGCAGACGUUCGGAGGGGGUUAAGCUGGAUGGGGUGGGGGAGAAGGGGUCGCCUAUUUGA